Molecule: messenger RNA, 1000 nt
Organism: Populus euphratica (Euphrates poplar)
Lineage: Eukaryota; Viridiplantae; Streptophyta; Magnoliopsida; Malpighiales; Salicaceae
Product: 40S ribosomal protein S8
Exons: 5
Coding region: 125-781 (218 amino acids)
Biological process (GO): translation
Cellular component (GO): ribosome
Molecular function (GO): structural constituent of ribosome
Source: RefSeq, a predicted model, not a curated record
UAUUGACGGACAACUAGGGUUUUACGAAUAGCAGAGCUGGUAAGUCGAAGGAGAGAGGCGCUUAGGAGCAGAUACAUAAAUCAGUGGUCUCUGUAAAACCGCAACCGCAACCGCAGCCGCAACGAUGGGUAUCUCACGUGACUCUAUGCACAAGAGGCGUGCCACUGGAGGCAAGAAGAAGGCCUGGAGAAAGAAGAGAAAGUAUGAGCUAGGCCGUCAGCCUGCAAGCACUAAGCUCUCAAGCAACAAGACUGUCAGAAGAAUUCGUGUGCGAGGAGGCAAUGUGAAGUGGAGGGCCCUCAGAUUGGAUACUGGGAACUAUUCGUGGGGCAGUGAAGCUGUCACUCGCAAGACCCGUAUUCUUGAUGUGGUUUACAAUGCCUCAAACAAUGAGCUUGUCCGAACCCAGACUCUUGUCAAAAGUGCUAUUGUUCAGGUGGAUGCUGCCCCUUUCAAGCAAUGGUACCUUCAGCAUUAUGGGGUUGACAUUGGUAGGAAGAAGAAGGCUGUGGUGAAGAAGGAAACCCCUGAGCAGGAAGGAGAAGCAACUACAGAAGAAACAAAAAAGAGUAACCAUGUCAUCAGGAAGCUUGAGAAGCGUCAACAGGGUCGUAAGCUGGAUCCUCACAUUGAAGAGCAGUUUGGAAGUGGUAGGCUGUUGGCUUCCAUCUCUUCUCGACCUGGUCAAUGUGGCAGAGCUGAUGGAUACAUCUUAGAAGGAAAAGAACUUGAAUUUUAUAUGAAGAAGAUCCAGAGGAAGAAGGGAAAGGGUGCUGCUUAAGCAAUUCAAUAAUUGGACUCCUCUGCUUGUUUUCGAGUGUAGUUGCUUUACUUUUCAUUUUAUUAUGCGUAGGACAAAAAUUUUGUAUUUCAGUACUGAUGUUGGAGCUUAAAGACCAAAUAUCUAUACUUAGCCUUCUCCAGUGAUUGUGUUUUGGCUUGCUUGGAACUCAUAAAUCAAUUUUUGUAUGAAAUUAAAACUUAUAUUUUUUUUGUCUCA